CUAAUCAACAUUGAUCGUGAACGGCAGCAUGUCAUUUUCUCUGUGGUUUGCUCUGCUUAUCAGCAGUGGUCUUAUCUCUCUGUGUCAAGGAGAUGCGAGGCAGACCGCAAAGGACAUUGAACAGCUCUACAAUGAGGUCCUGCAAUCCAGUCUUCAAAAUGCUCGAGAGCGAUUAUAUCAUUUGAAUGACAGCAAUGCCAUCGAUAAGCAGUACUUUCAUGAGCUGGAUACAAUCGUGGGCACUGAGAACUACUACAGCACCGCCUACUUUAUAUUUGCCCUAAUCAAUCGUUCCUUGUUCAAUCAGCGUGAAUCCGACAAACUACUACUGGAAGUGUUGCCAUACGAGAAGAUCUCCAUACGCAAUUUUUUCUCCAAAGUUAAGAUAGAAUUGUUAAAUUAUUUGGCAUCCACUCAUCAAAACAAAUUCGAACUAAUGACCAAUGUGACGCGGUGGCAAACUGAAACUGAAGACACUCUUGUGAUUUCCUAUUUGGGGUUCCCACAAAGACUUCAAGAUCAGGUGCCCGAACUGCAAUUAAUGGACUACAUGAAGCAGGCAAAAAGUUUAGUCGAUGGCAUUGUUCAGUCACUCACAAAUAUAUGAAUGCUUUUAAUAUUAA
Drosophila grimshawi is the source of this 623-nucleotide messenger RNA. RefSeq lists its product as uncharacterized. NCBI's taxonomy places the organism in Eukaryota, Metazoa, Arthropoda, Insecta, Diptera, Drosophilidae. The record is from RefSeq and is a predicted model, not a curated record. Bases 29 to 607 code for a protein of 192 amino acids. The transcript has 2 exons.